AUGCGGCGGCUGCGGCGCCUGGCGCACCGGCUGCUCGUCCGGCCCUUCUCCCAGGGCCCGCAGCAGGGCCGGCUCCCAGGCCUCAGGGUCAAGUUCGUCUUGCUGGUGUGGCUGGGCGUCUUUGCGGGCAGCUGGCUGGCCUACGUGAACUACGCGUCCUACACGGAGCUCUGCCGCGGGCACGUGUGCCAGGCGGUCAUCUGUGACCAGUUCCACAAGGGCGUCAUCUCGGGCUCCCUGUGCCAGGACCUGUGCCAGCUGCACAAGGUGGAGUGGACGGCCUGCCUGUCCUCCGUGCCCGGCCAGCAGGUGUACAGUGGGCUCUGGCAGGGCAAGGAGGUGACCAUCAAGUGCCGCGUUGAGGAGAGCCGGAGCGCCAAGGCCGGGCCGGAGGCGGCGCCCGGGCGGGAGCUGGUGCUGUUUGACAGGCCUGUCCGGGGCACCUCCAUCCAGGAGUUCCGGGAGAUGACCCUCAGCUUCCUCAAGGCGAACCUGGGAGACCUGCCCUCGCUGCCGGCGCUGGUGGGGCAGGUGCUGGCCGUGGCCGACGUCAACAAGGACGGCCGCGUGUCGCUGGCCGAGGCCAAGGCGGCGUGGGCCCUGCUGCAGGGCAACGAGUUCCUGCUGCUGCUGUCGCUGCGGGACAAGGAGCAUGCCGCGCGGCUGCUGGGCUUCUGCGGGGACCUGUACGUCACCGAGGGCGCGCCGCCCGGCUCCUGGCACGGGGCGGCGCCCCUGCUGCGCCCGCUGCUGCCGCCCGCCCUGCACCGCGCCCUGCAGCAGUGGCUGGGCCCGCCGUGGCCGUGGCGCGCCAAGGUGGCCAUCGGCCUGCUGGAGUUCGUGGAGGAGCUUUUCCACGGCGCCUACGGCACCUUCUACAUGUGCGAGACCACGCUGGCCAACGUGGGCUACACGGCCACCUACGACUUCCGCAUGGCCGACCUGCGGCAGGUGGCGCCCGAGGCCGCCGUGCGCCGCUUCCUGCGCGGCCGCCGCUGCGCGCACAGCGCCGACUGCACCUACGGGCGCGACUGCCGGGCGCCCUGCGACCAGCUGCUGCGCCAGUGCAAGGGCGACCUCCUGCAGCCCAACCUGGCCAAGGUGUGCGAGCUGCUGCGGGACUACCUGCUGCCCGGCGCCCCCGGCGCGCUGCGUGGCGAGCUGGGCCGCCAGCUCAGCACCUGCGCCACGCUCAGCGGGCUGGCCAGCCAGGUGGAGGCCCACCACUCGCUGGUGCUGAGCCACCUCAAGACGCUGCUGUGGACCACCAUCUCCAACACCAAGUACUCCUGA
Pipistrellus nathusii (Nathusius's pipistrelle) is the source of this 1293-nucleotide messenger RNA. NCBI's taxonomy places the organism in Eukaryota, Metazoa, Chordata, Mammalia, Chiroptera, Vespertilionidae. The record is from the annotation of a GenBank genome assembly.